Cylicocyclus nassatus is the source of this 231-nucleotide messenger RNA. Lineage: Eukaryota; Metazoa; Nematoda; Chromadorea; Rhabditida; Strongylidae. The record is from the annotation of a GenBank genome assembly.
AUGGAUAAAUUGCAUGCAGCAGGCAAUCUGAACUCUGCACAUCAAGUAAAACUGGCUGUGAUCGAAGAUGGGAAAUCUCUGAUUUCGGAUUUCAAUAGCUAUGACGCAUCAUGGACGAACUUGCUCGCUGUUAUUGUUUACGCAAGGAGAAAGAACGCAACAGAACCAAAUCAAGCUCAUCCUCGAUCGUCAUUCGGCUACGGGAGCGGACUCAGUCUGGUCUCUUGGUAG